Molecule: messenger RNA, 1338 nt
Organism: Cucumis melo (muskmelon)
Lineage: Eukaryota; Viridiplantae; Streptophyta; Magnoliopsida; Cucurbitales; Cucurbitaceae
Exons: 2
Coding region: 111-1118 (335 amino acids)
Source: RefSeq, a predicted model, not a curated record
UGAGGUAGACCUUGACAAGUUCAUUACUCUCAACUCUUUAUUAUAAACCUUCUGGUACUCUUUCUUCUUCUCUAUCUUCUCAUCUAUCCUUAGAAAAAAAAAAAAAAACCAUGGUGUUGCUCGAAAUCGUAGAUAUCUUUCAAGAAACCUACGAAAUCAUCCUCACAUGGAAAAAAAUUUUCAGCCAAAUUGCUCUUUCAUUAAUUCUGCCUCUUACCUUCAUCUUCUUGGCUCAUAUGGAGAUUUCAAAUCUUCUUUUUGGCAAUUUCUUCUACCACGUAUCUUUUCUACACAAAAACAACCAAGAUCAAGAUGCUCGCAAAUACAAUGAACUAUCUGAUCUCAUCACCCCCAAAUUGACCUUGUUUUGGCUCUUCAACAUCUCUUACAUCGUCUUCCUCUUUGUUUUCUCUCUCCUUUCGACCUCCGCCGUCGUUUAUACGGUCGCUUGCAUACACACGGGUCGAGAGAUAUCUUUCAAGCAAAUCAUUAGCAUUGUGCCCAAAGUUUGGAAACGACUUGUAGUCACGUUUUUCUGCGUUUUCGCCUCAUUCUUUGCCUAUAAUCUGCUUGCGGUAUUCGCUUUCAUUUUACUUCUUUUCAUUCUCCUACUACAAUACGGGCCAUUCGGCGAUGUCAAUGGUUCAAUCUUCGUCGUCUUCUUCAUUAUCUACUUCAUUGGCUUAUUAUAUUUAAGUGUCGUAGUUCAACUUUCGAGCGUUGUAACGGUUUUAGAAGAAUCAUAUGGAUUUAAAGCAAUGGCAAAGAGUAAGGCGCUCUUGAAGGGGAAGAUGUUAGUAGCCACACUCAUGUUGUUGCUUAUCAAUAUCUCUUUGGUGAUCAUUCAACAGGCUUUUGUGAAGCUUGUGGUCCAUGGAGUUUGGUUUGGAAUAGUUGGGAGGGGUAUUUUGGGAAUAGUGUGCUUGUUCUUGCUUUUGAAUUUCUUCUUAUGGCAGCUUGUUUUGGAGACAGUAUUGUACUUUGUCUGCAAAGAACACCACCAAGAGAAUAUUGACAAGUCGGCCCUAUCGAAUCAUCUUCAAGUUUAUUUGUUGAAUGGAUAUAUCCCUUUGACGCCCACCAAAAAUGUUGAGCUUGAGAAGCUUGAAGAAGUUUGAUUCGUUCAAACGUUUGCCUUGUGGGUUUUGUCUUUUAGGUUUGAUUUUCAUGUGUGUUUUGUUAAUUACUCUUGUUUGGUACAAGGAAUUAAGGAAAAGAGUCUUAGAGGGGGAGAAUUGGCCAUGAAGGCAUUUGUUUCUAAAUUUCCUCACAAGAACGUCUAUGGAUACUAAGAAUUUUUUAUUAUAUUUUUGUUUCAUUAAUUAUAGGUUUUUCUCG